AUAUCGAAUACCACCCAUCCUUCGUCUAGCUUGCUGGUUCGGCCUAGACCCCGCAAGAGCAGAUCGUCCCUUCUUCCUCCAUCCACCCGUCACAAUCCGGCUUCCUUCCCUCUCCCUUUCCUUUCCUAUCGACGACAAUACUGGAGAGCGAUGCAGCCCGGAGCUGAGCAGAUCCAAAAUGAGCGACUGGCGAUGACGUUUGAUACAUUAUUGCGACCUUCUACGACAUCUCUAUCCUCAGAUCCUACCUCCUCCAUAACUUCCCUCGGCGACCAUAAUGGCUGGAGGUCAGGUCGCUUCCGGCCUCACGCCGAUGGCUCUCCUACUUCGAUUGUCAUAAACAUUAAUGAUGGCGGAUCAACAGGCCGAGGAAUUCUUAUCGGUAUAUUGUCAGCGUUUGGUUCAGCAGGCGUUGCCGUGCUUGUUCUUGCUAUUUUUUUCUUUUUCAAAUACACAUCCCGGGGUCGCAUUCUGUUGGAUCGAAUAGGCCGACCCGGUGAAUUCGAUGAUGAGCAGGCUUUUGCGCAUGAGGAGGCCGAGGCCUUGGAGACGAUGGACGAAUUGCAAAGGACGGAAUAUCUAAGAGCAAAAGCGUUUACUCAAGCAAAUCCGCCGGAGUCUGUCCAUACCGAUAUUUCACUCUCGCAGUUUCUGGCAAUACAAGAAAAAGGAGUCUCUGCCUGGGAAUUCGAACCCGAGUUGGAGAUCGCAAAUUGCUUCGUUGAAGCCAGAACCGAGAUCGAGUUUUUCGACUCCGAAUGCAGCGUGCAGAGCAACUUACCAGUCCCGAAGCAAAACGAGGUGUAUUACUGGGAGGCCAAAAUAUAUGAUAAACCCGAGACUAGUCUGAUCAGCAUUGGAAUGACAACCAAGCCGUAUCCACUGUUCAGACUACCAGGUUACCAUAAAACGUCUGUGGCAUACGUGUCUACCGGACACCGAAGGUACAAUCAACCCUUCAACGGCACACUCUAUGGCCCUGCGUAUGUGCAAGGAGAUGUCAUUGGUGUUGGAUAUCGUCCCCGCACCGGAAGCAUAUUCUUCACACGAAACGGGAAGAAGCUUGACGAGGUUGUGCAUAACCUCAAGACUCAGAACUUCUUCCCAACAGUCGGAGCCAACGGGCCGUGUACAGUACAUGUCAACUUCGGACAAAUGGGCUUUGUUUUUAUCGAAGCAAAUGUGAAGAAAUGGGGUUUGGCACCAAUGACCGGAAGUCUUGCGCCGCCUCCGCCAUAUGGCAGUGAGCAAGGUAGCAUCUUGCUCGAGACAGGAAGGGAGGGCAGUUAUCAGCCUGCCUACGAACCAGGCCAUUCAAGGACGCGCAGCGGACUUGCACGACUCGGUCUUCCCGCAGGUAAUCCUGGACUUAUACGACGACCAACAGAUAUAUCACUAUCACAUCUGGCCCAUAUCCCGACACAAGAUCUUCCCAAUCAAGGGAAUGAUCUUCUGGACAUUGGCGACAUCCAGCAUCAGCCCGUCGAGAACACGCCCAUGGGGCAACAAAUCAUCCCACCUCCAGAAUAUAGCAGUCCUCCGGAAAGUCGGCGAAGUAGUGGUGAAAGUGGUGGAGAUGAAAGGCGAGGAUUGCUCGAAGAACGAGACGAUCAACCACCUAUUCCGACCUAUGAUGCGGCCGUAGGUGAAACGGCUGGACCGAGUCAUACUUGAGAGAUACCCUAUGAAAUGAAAUUAUGUCUUUAACCUGUACUCUGGAC
Messenger RNA from Exophiala viscosa, 1721 nucleotides. RefSeq names its product concanavalin A-like lectin/glucanase domain-containing protein. Lineage: Eukaryota; Fungi; Ascomycota; Eurotiomycetes; Chaetothyriales; Herpotrichiellaceae. Gene Ontology annotation, molecular function: protein binding. The record is from RefSeq and is a predicted model, not a curated record. The coding region runs from base 151 to 1674 and encodes 507 amino acids. Gene Ontology annotation, biological process: protein transport to vacuole involved in ubiquitin-dependent protein catabolic process via the multivesicular body sorting pathway. The transcript is spliced from 3 exons. Gene Ontology annotation, cellular component: endoplasmic reticulum.